This is a messenger RNA of Chlamydomonas reinhardtii, 1836 nucleotides long. RefSeq lists its product as uncharacterized. Bases 27 to 1241 code for a protein of 404 amino acids. Lineage: Eukaryota; Viridiplantae; Chlorophyta; Chlorophyceae; Chlamydomonadales; Chlamydomonadaceae. The record is from RefSeq and is a predicted model, not a curated record. The transcript has a single exon.
UUGGACUAAAACGCGAUCACUACCGCAUGCUAUUUCACACCUGCAGGCAGGUGGACAACCUCCUGCUCAUCACCUGCAUUGACGGAGUUCUGGCUGCAACAGCGGAAUUGAGCAAGUGGUUCCAGCAGAGUGAUCUCGCCCUCGUUGACGUGCAUCAGUACCUGGAACUAGGGCUACGGCACCUGAUCAACGCCUACACCUACCACAAGGAGGGCGAGACGUCGAACGCACCUCCAUCCUUUACGGCACCCAUCCAGGCCCUGAUCAAGGACCUUGCAGCGAAGGAUGGCGUGUUCCACGGCCACCAGAUGGUGCUGACAACCCCUCCCACGACGAUCGCGCCUGCCACCACCACCACCGCCACCACGACAGCGGAGUCUGACAGCGACAAUGACGGCUCUGACACCAACACUGACACGACAGCGGAGUCUGGCAGCGACGAUGAUGACACGGCACCUACGGCACCGAGCUGGGCGGCUUUCCCUCAGACUCUAUUCCGCAGCAAGCUUGCUCUCAGCAGCAUGGUCAAGAAGCUGGUUGAGAACAUCAAAAUGCGAUUCCCCGCUGAUGUCUCAGUGGCUGCAAAGUUUGGGGUGCUGGGCCCCCGUGCAUUGGCUGCUGAUUCCGGUGUGCCGAAGUAUGGCGAGGAAGAGGUGGCCGCUUUGGCACAGCACUUUAAGCCCGUCUUGGGUGAUGAUUGCCUGUUGGCAGUUGACCAGUGGGUGAUGGCUCGGGCGCGCCUGAUUGCAGUGGCAAAGGAGCAGAAGAAGAGUGGUGAUGUUAUGAAGGCGAGGCCGUUCUAUGAGAGGCUCUUGUCGUGGCUGUCUGGCAUGGGCCGUGAGCUCACUGUCCUGGUGCAGAUUAUGCUUGUGCUGCAGCCAUCUACGGCAGAAGUUGAGCGUGGCUUCAGCGCGAUGAAUGACAUCAAGACGCCUGGCCGGGCAAGCAUGAAGCUUGGCACCCUUGACGUACUGAUGCGUGUGCGCCUUGUGGGCCCACCAAUUGCGUACCAGCAGCGGCCUGUGGCUGGUGUCUCCCUUGCCCCGUAUGCUGAGUUUGAUGCAACGCUGCUGGGGCCUGCAGUUCAGAAGUUCGCUGCAAAGCUUGGCCGCGUGCCCCAGCGCAGCAGCCACAACGCCCGCCCGUCCCGUGUGAAGCAUCGUGUGUGUGAGAUUGAUGUCAAGGCACUUCUGAAGGAGGCUGAGGAGGAGGCCGUUCAGAAUGUGGAUGUCUCGUGCUAAUAAUUUGGCAUACGAACGUUUGAAUUCUUUGAAAGCGGUCCAUCUAGCAAAUACAUACCCGAUACGAUUGUGUAUGAUUGAAACGUUGAAAGAAGGGACGAUAGUGUAUUGGGGAUUCGAUGCACGAGGGUGUGUGCCGACGUGUGAAGAUGACUAAACUGGAAGCGGUUAGGCCGCGAUGGCGCUCUGCCUGUGUGUAUGUGCGGUAGAACUGUGACUGGUCAUGGCUUUGGCCCCGGCACUUCGGUGACAGCAAGCAGUUAGCAGGUAUAGCAUGUACGCCGCGCAGGCAAGCGAAGGCUCAGAGUUGCUUGGGGAAACGCGCUGCGACAUGCCUGUGCAUAUGAUCGCAUUUGGACUUGUUCAUUAGUGUUGCACUGCGUGAAACAGAUACAAAAGCCGCCGUUUACAGUUGCGAAAAAGCGAAAUUGCAACAUGUCAAGAUGUCUAGACAUUUUACAUGGCUUCCACAAAGGCACUUUGUCUAGACAAAAAAAUCGUGGAUUUGGGGGCCUGUUUGUCUACCCCCUUGACAAAAAUUUCCGCUCCAGAGGCCAGGAAUGUCUGGGUCAAGACAUUCCCCCGCAAACAAGAU